AGUUCACCGAGUUCCAUGCUAGCGCUCAAGAUUCGAAGAGAAAGUUCCCUCCAAUUUGCAUGUCAUGGCACGAGCAGAGAGUUGUGGCCUGCUUUUACAAUGCAAGACUGGGUAACCACGGCCGUUGGCAAAGAGGCCGCCUGCAAUAUUUAAAUUACGUCCAAUGGAAGCGCCCGUGAACUUUGAGAGCCAGUGGCGUAGGUGUGCCGUUGGCUUCCAGCACAGUGGGCGUGUUGCCUCCAGUUAAUAAGCUGUUUGUUUAGCUCGAUUCCCGUCAGACUCUUCUUACCUGCAGACUACCUUUAUUGCACCCCGCAAGUCUACAACAGCAACAGCAACAAAAAUUUUGCAGAAUGGGCGAGAAUCCCUGCAAAAAAGAAGUGGAGAAUUUCAGGAAAGAAAAUCUGCGGAAGACUGAAACACACAUGAAAGACGGACCUCCAUCUCAGAAGGAAAUUGACGAGGAAAAGAGAAUGAUGGAAGAAUGUUCCAAUCCCGUCUCGAAGGAAGUGGAGAACUUUAACAAGAAAAGGCUGCGGAAGACCUCAACAGAGGAGCAUAACAGACUUCCGACUCAAAAGGAAAUUGAUGAUGAAAAGAACAUGAUGAAAGCUGAAAGAAAAUGACUCCCCCACUCGCUCAAGCUCGGCUUCGUCUCGCCUUCUUCUCUAUGAUACCCUCCCAUCUCCUGCCUUUUUUUUAUGUAAUUUCGAAAUGAACAGAGUGAACUUUUGGUUUGCUUUUUAAGAAAGAUUUUGAUGUAUUUUUUUUUUGUCCCAUUUAAAACUACUGUGGGAAAUGUACUGUAUUACAAUUCAGCUCAAUGCCAAUACCUGCCCACUUGUUUUGAAUUUAAUUUGACACAAUGUAACGACAAGACUUAUAUUUGUGUGAGAGUGCUAAAUAAUGCUCUGUGAAAUUAUCCUUUGAGAACAAGCAUGCUUUAUUGCUGUCAGAGCAAUUGUGACAAAUCAUUUCAUGUUUGUGAAUGCUCUAAUUUACACAAUAAAGAUGUAUGGCAGGUCGGCAUGUCA
Messenger RNA from Syngnathoides biaculeatus (alligator pipefish), 1034 nucleotides. RefSeq names its product thymosin beta 1 (gene tmsb1). Gene Ontology annotation, cellular component: cytoplasm. The record is from RefSeq and is a predicted model, not a curated record. Gene Ontology annotation, molecular function: actin monomer binding. Bases 354 to 626 code for a protein of 90 amino acids. Gene Ontology annotation, biological process: regulation of cell migration; actin filament organization. NCBI's taxonomy places the organism in Eukaryota, Metazoa, Chordata, Actinopteri, Syngnathiformes, Syngnathidae. The transcript has 5 exons.